This is a messenger RNA of Scheffersomyces stipitis CBS 6054, 3543 nucleotides long. RefSeq lists its product as uncharacterized. The transcript has a single exon. Gene Ontology annotation, cellular component: nucleolus. The coding region runs from base 43 to 3414 and encodes 1123 amino acids. Gene Ontology annotation, biological process: negative regulation of septation initiation signaling; rDNA heterochromatin formation. The record is from RefSeq and is a predicted model, not a curated record. Gene Ontology annotation, molecular function: rDNA binding; phosphatase activator activity. Lineage: Eukaryota; Fungi; Ascomycota; Pichiomycetes; Serinales; Debaryomycetaceae.
CUUUUUUCACUGCUAUUCUGACGAAUUGCACUUCCUCCUACGAUGGCGAAGAUCAAGUUGCAAGUUUUGCUUGUGCCGUCGUACUUCGCCAGUGUGCCCACUGCGCUCGUGGACCCCCAUUUGACCAAGAGGUUUCUUCAUCUAGCUGACCCUACCAUUGAGUUGGGCAACAUCGACAAGGAUAUCGAUUCCCGUUAUCGCAAACUUUACCCUGAUGAAAGUCCCUUAAAUAUUGAGAAGCUUCAGGAUAACGAUAACUGUGAUCUCGAUCCCGAGUUCCGGAUCCAAGAUGUCUUGACCAACGGCGAUGUGCUUCGGAUCGUUGUUCGCAACAUUUUCCACCAUAACCCCUCGUCCAUUUCCUCUAAUACUGGAACGCCAUUGAUGUCCAAAUCUUUUGACGUAAUGCAAAGCACUCCAUUGUAUCCCUCGGAACAUUUGUUGCUAGGAGACACCACUCUCCCGAUGACUGGGGGUUAUGCCUCUUCAAAUCACUUCCGGCCACCACAAGAAUUCUUCGAGACUCCUCAUAACAAUAGACUUCUUCUACCUCCCCAACAUCAGCAACAACAAUUUCAGAAUCAACAGCUUCAACAAAAUCAACAAUUUCAACAAAAUCAACAUAAUCCACAAUUUCCUGUUGUUGUGGCUGAAACCCCUAAACUCGUAGUCCGUAAAGGUCGUAGAAGAGCUUCUUCACGCGCUGAUUUUGAUGAAUCCAACAUCUCGCUACCUCCUCCAGAGUCACGUCCUGAUCGGGUUGUCCCCACGAAGCGGAUCGACACCACAAAGUCUAACAGUUCUAUUUCUGGAAGACGUAUCACUCUGGGAAUGUUGACGAUGCCACACCAGCAUCCAGAGUCUGUAGACCAAGACAAUCUCUUUGGUUCGGCUACGAGGGAUACAUUAGUUCCUCAUCUGGUGACGAUUUCAGACUACGAAGAUGAAGACGUCGACGAUACGGAGGUGCCUUUGGUAAAGAAAAAGGGAAGACCAGCCAAGAAGAAGCGUGGCCCCAAGCCUAAAGUAGUGGCUCCAACGCACAAUAUGAGCGACUCGGAUGAGACGUUGCCCCAGCCCAAGCCGAAGAGACGUAUAGGACGGCCCAAGGGCUCAAAGAACAGACAGCCUCGUACUGUAGAUGACACUCUCUCGAAGCUGGAGAUGAUAGAAAUGAUCAAGAGCAGUAUGAACGACACAGGCAGUACACGGGAGCGCGUGGUUGCUCCUCCUCAACCUAUAGUUAAGACUCCGGCACAGGCUGCUAUAAUCAAAAGUCUAGAAAUAACCAUGAACGAUACGCCAAAGUCUAGGAAAAGAACUGCUAAGCCUGUAGGAAGGCCUCCUAAUAAAGUAACCAAGCCUACUUCCAAAAGAAACUCUAUUGUAUCGCCUGUGACUGAAAGCAAGUCAAAGCUUUUGGAAUCUAAGCAUUUCAAUAGCAAAGAUAUUAAUAAUACAGGUGUUUCAGUACAAGAAAGCAUUAACUCCAAUACUGAUAGUCACGAUGUAACAGGAACAAAUGGAGAGUCUUCGCACGUGAAUUUUGCUAAUGUUUCAUCUCUUUUGGAGAAAAGCAACGGCCAGGAACUGAAGAGUGACAUAGUCGUUGACUCAAAUGAAGAAGAGGAUAUUUAUGUGGAUACUUCUCUGACCUUGGGUCGAUUGUACAUGAAAAUGAAGAACUUUGAAAAUAGAAUAAGGCUGCAUACUUCUGAUGUCACCGGUUAUCCAAAGAAAAUGUCUCCGGAGCCCAAUAAUGAUGAUAAUGUGAUAAACUCGGCCAUUUUGAAUCCUACGAUUAAUCUCGUUAUGCAUAUGAGAAAUACGGUUCCAAACGUCCCUGCAGCUCCUCCAAAUCGGGUUACUCCUUCGAAGCCAGCAUCUACAUAUACUCCAAAACCAGGUUCGAGACCAAGAGGUAGACCUCCUAAGAAUCCCAGAGUUACUCCUAUUAAAAAGGAUACCAAAGUUUCCAAGGUUGAAGCGGCUGCAGCCAAGAGAGCUCCUAAUACCACGAUAGUAGCUUCUCCAGUUGUUGGAGCUACGGCUGUCAGUAGCUCAAUUCCAAUUGGUGGCGAAAAAACGGAAAGCAUUGAUUCUCAUGCUUCCACUUCAACUUCAGCAGCAAUACCUGAUGCUUUAGGUACCCAAACCACAGAAUACUCUGUUAUCCCAAACCUGAACCCCCAUGCUGGACUUGAGAGUGGAGUAUCACAAUUGCAUAGCAAUAACAACAACAGUAGUAAUAAUACCAGUAACAAUAAUAAGGCUACAGUUGAGCAAGUUUCGAAUGGGAUUUUAUUGGAGAAUUCUCGCCCAUCUGGUUCUCCACCUGCGGCACAAGUUGCGGCUCCACGAGUCUCACAUCCCAUUCCAACUUCUUCAUUCUUUUCAAAUCUGACUCCAACUACUUAUAAUGAAUCAGAAGUCAUAGAUAGCAAAGUCAACACAUAUGGCUCUCCUUCAACAUCUGCUACUUCGACUAUUGCUACUCAGCCUGUAGAACACAAGAAUGGAAGCACACUUUCUAACUUAGUGCACCAAGGUGAACGGGAUGCAACUGUUCAUAAUGUUGACGUCGCAUUCUCAAAUAAUUUGGGUGAUGUCGCUACUAAUGGUACAAACUCCGUUGGGGCCCUUCAGUCAGUUGCUGUUGUAGAAUCAACUAAUAAUGUAUUCAUAGAAAACCUGGGACUGAAGGUAGCAGAGUCUACUACUGGUCUGAACUUUCCUGAAAAGAUUUUGUCAGCUAAAGUUGAAGAAACAGGUUCCGAUAAACUAGGAAUUGACAGCAAAAAACGUAUGAAUGACUCGUCUUCCGGAGAAUCGAGUGAUGAUGGCUCUUCUGAUUCCGAAGCAGAAUCUAAAAAGAAGCCACGUUUGGUAGCCUCAAUUCCUUCUCUCUUACGUAGAUCGCAAUCGCCCAUUUCGGCAAUCGUAUCUACUGCUAAGAAUAUUGUAGCUGAUGCUGCUGUGGUCCCUCAACAAGCGAAGACGCCUGCUAAGGCAUUCCCUAGUUUCAAUGAUUGGGUCGCUUCGAAACCACCAGUGGGACCAGGUGCCACUGCUAUCUUGAAUAGGUCGCCCUCUGCUUUUGGUCCGGAAAAGACGACUGUGAGAAAGCCUAUCUUGUCGUCGUUGGAGGAUUUGGCCACUCGGGGAGUUCCUGACGUGAAAGAAUCGACAACUAAAGAAAGUACUCAUGGAACUUCAGCUACGAAGAAGAAUGUGUUUGAAGAUGACGAUGAUUCAGACGAAGAUGAGACUAGCAGUGAUGAUGAUGGCUCAGAUGAUGACUUCAGCGACGAAAGCGGAGUAAACGAUGGAUCUGAAAAGUUCCUUAGUAUGAAGAAGGCUGUGGCCAGGAAAAACAAGGCCAAGAAGAACUUGUUCAGCAGCUUGAGAAGAUAGUGAUGAAGAAAUGAUUUGCUACAUUUAUCGCUAUAUGAUAUGAUUUUCAACGCUUGUACACUAGUAAGAGAUGUAUAUUUUAGAACAUAGAUUAAAUAAUGUAUCAUCAUAGUUUUUUUUUGAUUAGCU